Messenger RNA from Amphimedon queenslandica, 4430 nucleotides. RefSeq names its product ankyrin and armadillo repeat-containing protein-like. Gene Ontology annotation, molecular function: protein binding. The transcript is spliced from 5 exons. The record is from RefSeq and is a predicted model, not a curated record. NCBI's taxonomy places the organism in Eukaryota, Metazoa, Porifera, Demospongiae, Haplosclerida, Niphatidae. The coding region runs from base 51 to 4307 and encodes 1418 amino acids.
UGGAAACUGAGCGACCCGUUUGCGCAUAUUGAAAUCUAUCCAGGAAGAAGAUGGGGAGCAAAGUGGCCGAGGAAGUCUUCCUUGCCAGCAAACAGGCGACCCAGUACUUUGAGAAGAUGGACAAAAAUCUGUUUUAUCAUGCCGGAGCAUUGAUAGACUCUGACUGGUUUCUUUCUGGCAAGAAAGAGGAACCUGGAGAAGCAACAUGGCUAAAAGGUCUUGCUCCACCAGAUAACACUGAAGGUCAUUAUGUCAUUGCUUUCCCUCAUUCAUCUGCUAGUUGCAAGCACACUUCAAACGAGCUACACCAACUGGUACGAGAACUGGUCACUGGUCUAUACAUAUUCCAGCAAACUCCCUCUAUUGCUCUAGAUGGCAAUCAUGAUGGUAGUAUGGCAACAUCCCUUCCCUCUGCAUACGUGGACACAUUCCUCGGGCAAACGCUCUUUUCGAUGGACUAUUUCAUCAAGUCACUGCUGCACGGUAGCACCGUCCCGCUGAGAGAAAAGAGGGCAAGAAUCAUAGAAAAAUGGAGAAAAGUUGUUUCAGAGUCGCCAACCAAGCUACCAGAGCUAUACAAAGAGUAUGGGCUAAUAUCAAUGGAGGAUGAUCCAGAGUUAGGCUCUGAGUUGUAUCACGAAAGAAGUGAAGUUCAUCAUCGAUUCCCAGCUCGGUUGGUUGACCAUACUCUCUCUGCAGCUGGACUUACUCCAAGACUUAGCUCAGGAGAGGAUCAGGCUGUCCACAAUGCUCAUGUCAGCCGUGAUGUGUUCUUGCGUUAUCUUGAUCAAGUUAGUCUUGGUCUAAUGCUGGGCCAAGGGCCAGUCCAGCAAGAUGGGAGUUUGAUAUUUCUGGAUCCUCUGGUGACUGUGUUUCCUUGUGUGACAGUUAGCAACUUGAAGAAAGGAGAAGAAGAUGUACUGCCACACUUGCACGCUUAUCUUCAAAAGCAAUCCUCCUUUGUACAAGAGAACUUAUUAAAGAAAUCCUCCAUUGCUCAUGUAGUUGAACUAUUGCAGUUUGUCUCUUUUAUCAUUGUACUGCUGGCUACAUUGAGACAGACACACAAAACCAUCAACUGCCAAUCCCUCCAGCCACCAAUGAAUCCAGAUACACUCAAUACUGAUAGGGAGGUGCCUCCUUUCCUCCCUACUCCCUCAUCUCGCUGGUCCCCUCACAUUUCUGACCAUCACUACACUAGUGCUCACGGAAAAAUUGCAUUCCACAAAGGACAAGUACCAGUUGUAGCUCUUAAGCCUGAGCUGAGACAGGCAAAGGAAGAGAUCUUAACGAAAGCUUUGAACCAUCCAAGAGAAGCAACCACAAUCACAGUGGAUGGUACAUCAUAUACAUUGGUAGUGAUAAAACUGGACGACUAUUAUCCAAAAUUCCCUCGUUGGAUUCAUGCAAUGGUCCAAGAACUAAAGUCACAAGUAAUCAAACUCCCUCCUAUUUCUGAUGCUAGAAUACAGGACUUUCUCAGACGACCUCUCGGUCUUAGACACGCCUCAAAACUAAAAACUAUUCAUUCUCUGCUUCGCCCGUGCAUUGAGAAAAAUUUGACCGGCCCUCUCUCUGUCCUCUUAAAAAGGACGACAAAGACACGACUAUGCAAGCCAGAUGAAGAUGGUUUAUCUUUGCUUCAUUUUGCUGCAUCUCACGGCCAGUCUGAAGCUGUUUCUUUAUUAAUACACUAUCAAGCUGACCCUCAUCAGCCUUGUCCCGGUACUUCCACACUACCAAUCCAUUUAGCUGCUCAAUCUGGUGACCUGGACACUGUGUGCUGCCUCCUUCAGCAUGGAGCUCAAUUAUCAGCCGCAGAUGACAAAGGAUGGUCACCAAUCCAUCAUGCUGCUUUCCAUAAUUACUCUGUAAUCAUAAGACACUUUGCUUUUCUUGACAAUGACUGCGUGAAUCUCAUUGCAGAGAGUGAUGGGAACACUCCUCUUCUUUUGGCUGCGGAGAACGGUGGAAUAGACUCUGUCAAAAUCCUCCUUCACUUUGGAGCAAACAUUUCAGCAAUGAAUCGCUUGGGACACAAUAUUAUUCACAAGGCAGCCAGCAAGCAUCACUGCAAUAUACUGUUGUAUCUAGUGGAGCUCAACAGUCCACAAUUACCACUGUGGGAGAGUCUUGCAGGGAUGCUAAAAGAAGACAUUGCUAGUGGGUUACCUCAUGUUUCUGCAUGCGCAUUGGACAGUCUCAUGAGAGCUAAGCCUUCUUGCUAUCAGGCUCUAUACGAUACUGGGGCUAUCAAGCAACUGAUGGAGCUGGCUAAAUCACAAGACGAGAGACUACAGUAUCUCUCAAUCCAAGUACUAGCUGAUAUAUCGCACGAUAAAAUAAUGCGAGAAACCCUAGCACCAUCCAUACCCAACCUUGUAAAGCAUUUGUCAUCUAGUAACGACAGACUCCAAUCCUGUGCUUGUAUUGCACUCAAUGACUUGGCAAUGGAUCCGGAGAAUCAAGAAGCAAUAUCCGAAGGACUCCCUCACCUAAUUGCUAUGCUCUACUCUCCGCAUGAUGAUGUACAGAUGUAUGCUGCUUCGUGUCUUGCUAACACGGCAAUGGAUAACCCCAAGAUACAGAGAGCAGUGAGGGAGAAUGGAGGACUAGAGCCAAUGAUUGAUUUAUUGAGUUCUCCCCUUAUGUGCACUCAAGGCUGUGCUGCGGCUAGUUUAGAGGUAUUAAUAAAAGAUUGCCCUGAAAGUCAACUAAGAGCUCUUAAUUCAGGAAUUGUAGACCCAGUUGUGCUGCUCCUCAAAUCCAAAGCUCACUCAGUUCAUACUAAUGCAGCUCGAGCAAUAGAGUCCCUUGCCAAAAACUGUCCACAAGCCCAAGCUGUACUCCAAGAUGAGAACUCUCUCAUACUGCUUCGUCGUUUAUUAAAAGUCCGUAACUCAGAGGUAAAGGUUUGCAGUGGCUCUGCUCUUUGGGCUAUAGCAGGCUCUCAGAUAAAGAACAGGCGCCUAGUAGCAAAUUUCAUGGGGAUUGAUACAGUAGUUGAUCUAAUGACAACGCCCAAUGAUAAGUUGUAUUAUGUGUGCUCUGAAGCAUUGGGAACCUUGGCUACUGAGUUAGGAUCAAAUCAAAGCAAAGUGGUUGAUUUAGGAGGCAUACUGCCAUUAGUUGAGAUACUCCUCUCUCAGACUUCUGAAGAAGUCUACAUAAGUGUAUUGCACACUCUUGGGCUCCUGCUAACUAAACCAGGUCUGGUACCAAGCACAUCACUACAGAAAGCAAUAGCAGAGACAAGAGGUUUAACUGUAUUGACGGCGCUAGUCGUGUCCCCAUUAUCAGAGCUAUUGAGAGUGAAGGCAGCAUGCACUCUAUCAAAACUGAUACUUAACAAUCCAGAAAAUGAAUCAAAGCUAAUGCAGCAAGACAGUUUCUCUCAUUACUCUCUCCUCAAGCUCUUGUCAUCUACUGAUCUGCUGGUGCGGCUCCUAGCAGGAGAAGCUCUCUCUAUAUUUGUUUUCAAUAGUCCAAAGAAGCUUCAGAUGGUUGAGGCUCAUGGGAGACUCAACGUAUCAAAUUUUCUAAGUUUGCUGACAUCGCCUGAUGAGGUCCACCGAGCUCACGGAGCAUUUCAACUAAUAAUAUUAUCAAAACUAUUGGUGGGAGUGGACCCAGCUGAGGGGAGCAUACACGGUAUCAAACUCCUGGUUCAAUUAGCUGCAUCACAGGAAGAAAGAACAAAACUGGACUCAUGUAACUUCCUUGCUUGUCUUGCAAGAUGCAAAGAAGGAAUCCCCAUAACUGCAGUAAUGGCUGGUGCUAUAACACCUCUCAUUGAUACACUGCUAAGCAGAAACCCUCCCCUUGAGGAAGUAGCCAGCACUGCAUUAGGGUAUUACACAUAUCAACCAAUGGCAUCAAGACUGAUCAGGAGCAGGUUCAGAACCGAGCCAGAGUUAUUUGGCAUAUUUAGUAAGUAUAUUAAGUAUGUCACAGUCUCAAGACAGUUCUUAGAUGAAUGGAAUUAUAUUGAGAAAGUUGGUCUCCCAUCACUGAGCUUAGAAAAGAGAGGUGGGCCUGCUAUUGGUAGCGGCUGGAAGCACAGCAGAGCUAGUGUUCCUACCACUAAAAGUGACUUUGUGACACAGAGAGCAUUGGACCGGAGGCCUACGAUGGAGAGAAUACUCCUUCACAGCUCACCUUCACUGCCAGGGGACAUGGCUAAUCCAAGAAAUAGCCUCCUACUGCAAAGAAAAUUGAACCUUUUCAAAGAGACGGAGGAAAAAAAGAAAAGGGGAGGGAAAGACAAAGUUAAAAAGGCUAGCAUACAUGUGCAUGGAAAUCUAUAAAGAAAAUAAAACAAUUACAAAUUAACAAAUCCGCUAUUUACAAAAUAAUAAUAAAUAAUAAUAAUAAUAAUAAUAAUAAAUCAUUAAAUGUCAACUUUUAUUCUAUCAAUUUUAACGUUCCAU